Colletotrichum navitas is the source of this 809-nucleotide messenger RNA. RefSeq lists its product as uncharacterized. The record is from RefSeq and is a predicted model, not a curated record. Bases 47 to 343 code for a protein of 98 amino acids. The transcript has a single exon. NCBI's taxonomy places the organism in Eukaryota, Fungi, Ascomycota, Sordariomycetes, Glomerellales, Glomerellaceae.
GUGUGUGGGUGUGUGGGUGUGUGCCGUUGUUGAAUGUGGUGUGGUUAUGGAACUUCGGGCCGAGGGAGGUCGGAUGUUUAUUGUUUUUGCGCUGUGCUGGCUGGGGGUUCGGCGCGGAGAACCUGGGCGUUCGAUUCGGGACGGGACGGGGGAUCGGGACGGGGUGGGGCCGUUGUGGAGACUUUCUGCCGACGGGAUACGGCAUAGAUCCGUUGGGGCAGACUUGGCUGCGCGCUGCUCGAGCGAUUCUGUGGUACGUUGUUUUCCGGGUGGUGAUGGAAACUUUCUAGAAUUUCUAGAGGGGAUGGUUCCCAAGCAUCUUCGCGUUUUUCUUCAGUCCUGAGCGAGACGGACGACUUGGCUCGGGUAUCGCUGCCCUGGCGUCUUCACGUCUGGCCCAGGAUCGAUUCCAUUUGACGUUCCCGAAGCAACAAUCGUGGCCUUGGACCUGCGCUAAGCGUCGUACAUUAGAUAAAUGUGCGGGCCAGGGAUGGCGGCCUGGAGGAGAAGGCAUGUACAGUUUAGCUCCGGCUUGCCAAUGGGUGUUGGCCGAGAAUAGCCCCCGAAAGUUUGACGUCUUUGCAAGUCCAACGUUAAAUAUACAAGAAGAGUUAUUGUGAUAUCAUGCCAAGUGGAUAGCAUCGUGCCAUCUCCGAGCAACAAGGCAACCCGUGUGAACCGUCCGCCACUGUCUGUCUACCGCUGCGGCCCUGCUUCAUUAUGGGCUCUUUAAUACCGAUAGAGCCAGUAUCGACGACACCGGAUCAAAAUCAUAUCCAACCGUGAGCCCCCCCCCCCCAACCUAUCCU